This is a messenger RNA of Linum trigynum, 4855 nucleotides long. The record is from the annotation of a GenBank genome assembly. NCBI's taxonomy places the organism in Eukaryota, Viridiplantae, Streptophyta, Magnoliopsida, Malpighiales, Linaceae.
UAUCCAUGUUUUGAUAGAGCAAACAAAAAAAAAAAGCAACACUUUUCAACCAUAAAAAAAAAAAAUCAACACACACCAUGACUCACUUGUAUUGUCAUUGCUUGGAAAGAAAAUCCAUGACUCACUUGUCCACUAUUAUUAAUGACACCACCAAAACUACCCAUUUGUGAGUUUUUUUUUAUAAGCACCCUUUUGUGAAUUGUGAGUUAGUAUAUCAUUAUAUUUAGGAUAAUGUCUAUUUUUUAUCCAAACUUUUUUUAGAUUCUUUUAAAUUAUCCAAUCCUAUUAAAAUGAUAUUAAUUAACUAAAUCCUUCGUAAUGCAUCAAAAUAUUAGUCAUUUUUAUGUCAUCGUUAAUAAUUUUGUAACUCUUUCUAAGUUAAAAUUCUAAAAUUUUGGAAUGUUGACCUUCAUGUGUCUUUUCCAAGUCAUUAUCAUGUUGCCAAGUCAAUAUUACUAACAAAAUUGCUAACUAAAAGUUAAUAUUUGGAUACAAAAUAGACAUUACCCUUAUAUUUGGUUAAUUCUUAGCAUUUCGAUAGAUUUUGCUAAUGAAAAAAAUCCAAAAAAUAUUUGGAUACAAAAUAGACAUUACCCUUAUAUUUAUAACUAAUUGACUCCAAUCCCCCUUCAAGCCUACCUCCUCUCUUUCUUCUUUGUCCCUCAUUUGUUCUUUUUCCUUUCCGCCUUUGGCCCCACAGUCUGCCAAGAAUAUGGUAAAACUAAAACUCGAUAGCUCGAUAAUGGAUGAACAUAAUUUUCUCACUAUCUAAUUUGAACUCGUCCGAUUGUACAUAUAUAUAUGGUGCCUUCUACGGUAUCUCGGGUGAAAUCCGAAAUACCGCAUACCCGUAGAACUCCCCAAAAAUAUGCAUGCUAGAAAUAAUGACCAUUUUCUCAGUAUAUUUGAUAUUUAGCAUACAUAUAAAAUAUUAUCUUGAAAUUGUGUUGUAUUUAAUUAAUUUUUCUUCAUUCUAGUGAUUUAUCAUAGUACUUUUCUAUUUAUUUAAUGUGAGCAUACAUGUGGAUGUUAACAUGUUGCUUGAAUUUAUAAUUUAUUAUUCAUGGAUGGAUAUAAUCAUGGAAAUCCAAAAUGAUUCAAUUAAAAUGAAUAUGAUUUUAAUUUUCCACCUUAUUCUUAUGUGAAUAUAAAUAUGAAUAAAACUCAAAUUAUUUGGAAUAAGGUAUUACACUAUCCGCACCGAUCCGAUUCAUUGUGAUUCCUAUUUGGCCCUUUCCCUUCUUCCCAUUUCCAUGGUCCAUGAAACCGUUCCGGGAAAGUCAACGAUAUGGUAUUUUAUGGUAAAAUCGUAGUUUAACCACAGUUCAACCAUAAUAUCGUUAAAUAUCGCCUACCAUUUUUACCUCUAAUACCAAUAUUUCGUGGUUAAACCGUUGCAUGCCUAUUUCUUUACCUAUUCAUCCAAUCUCCAUUUUUCACGUAGAUACCAAUAAUUCUACUUUUUGUUGGUUACUAAGAAAAAAGAAAAUUUCUCCAGACAUCACAUUUGGCCCUUUGCUCUUUAGCCCAUCAUCCACCCUCCCCACUUAUCCUCUUCACCUGCAGAAGAGAAAGUGAGAGACUUCACCAAGAAAGAGAGAGAGAAAGCUUUGACUCGAAAUCUCUCCUCCUCCGCAUUUCCCAUCUUCUCCCCACGGCGGGGGAUCUCCGCCAUGGAUCUCACCCCGAAGCAGAGCAUCCCGGCUGCUGAGUCGACUCGCUUCCCCGACGAGGUCCUCGAGCGAGUCCUCACCCUGCUCAAGUCUCCCAAGGACCGCAACGCCGUUUCCCUAGUCUGCAAGGACUGGUACACCGCCGACAGCUGGUCUCGCCGCCACGUAUUCAUCGGGAACUGCUACUCCGUCUCGCCGGAGAUCGUCGCCCGCCGGUUCCCGAGGAUCCGGAGCGUCACGCUCAAGGGGAAGCCGCGGUUCUCCGACUUCAAUCUCGUCCCCGACAACUGGGGCGCCGACGUCCAGUCCUGGCUCCUGGUCUUCGCCUCCGGGUCUCCGUUCCUCGAGGAGCUGAGGCUGAAGAGAAUGAGGGUUACCGAUGAGAGCUUGGAGUUCUUGGCGCUCAACUUUCCUAAUUUCAGAGCUCUGUCUCUCUUGAGCUGCGACGGAUUCAGCACCAGCGGACUCGCCACCGUCGCCACUCAUUGCAAGAAUCUGAUUGAGCUGGAUAUACAAGAGAACGGGAUAGAGGACUUGAGUGGGGAAUGGCUGAGCUGCUUUCCUGAUAACUUCAGCACAUUGGAAGUUCUGAACUUCUCCAACCUGAUCACCGAUGUGAACCCCGGGGUGCUCGAGAGGCUCGUGAGCAGGUGUAGAUCGUUGAAGGUUUUGAAACUGAACAGGAGUAGCUCCUUGGAUUGCCUGCACAGGUUGCUCACUUCUGCGCCUCAGUUGACUGAACUGGGGGCUGGCUCUUUCUCUCAAGAGCUCACUCCGCAGCAGCAUGCGGAGCUCAAACAUGCUUUCGGUUUCUGCAAGAAUCUAACUGUUCUUUCUGGGUUUUGGGAUGCAACGGCACUGAAUCUAUCAGCUGUUUACCCUGCUUGCUCUGGGCUGAGUUUUUUGAACUUAAGCUACACCGCUUUGCAGAGUCAGGAGCUUGCUAGUCUUCUUCCUCACUGCCCAUGUCUUCGUCGCCUUUGGGUACUGGACUCAGUGGGAGACAGAGGUCUUGAAGCAGUGGGAGCCAACUGCCCAUCACUCGAAGAAAUCCGCGUGUUCCCAACCGAUCCUUUCGACGAGGACAUGCUCCAUACGGUCACUGAGUCAGGCAUAGUUGCGGUCUCCCAGGGCUGCCCCAAGCUCCAUUACAUCCUCUACUUCUGCCGCCAAAUGACAAACGCAGCAGUGGCCACCGUGGUCCGGAACUGCCCAGACUUCACCCAUUUCCGCCUCUGCAUCAUGAACCCAGGCCAACCAGACCAUACCACAAACCAACCAAUGGACGAGGCCUUCGGCGCUGUCGUAAAAACCUGCAAGAAGCUAAAGCGACUCUCCAUCUCGGGUCUCCUCACCGAUCUCACAUUCAAGUACAUAGGCGAGUACGCCAAGAACUUGGAGGCUUUAUCAGUGGCCUUUGCCGGAAGCAGUGAUCUCGGGAUGCAGUAUGUUAUGGAGGGUUGUUCGAAGCUGAAGAAGUUGGAGAUUAGGGACUGUCCUUUUGGGAAUGCAGCAUUGCUUUCCGGUUUGGAGAGGUACGAGUCAAUGAGGUCGCUUUGGAUGUCGGCUUGUAAUGUGACGGUUGAUGGUUGUAAGGCUUUGGCCAGACAGAUGCCAAGGUUGAACGUUGAAGUGAUGAAGGAAGAAGGGAGUGAUGAUUGUAAGGCGGAUAAGGUUUAUGUUUAUCGGACAGUUGCUGGGCCAAGACGAGAUGCUCCUCCCUCCGUGCUCACCUUCUCUAGUCUUUGAAAAUCAUCAGUUAGUAACUCUUAUUUUUCUCUCUCUCUCUUUUCACUCAUAAUUUGUCUACUCUUUCCCCUUCGUCAAUCCUCAUAUUAUUUGCCUAAUAAAGGCUAGUAAAUUAUUUUUGUAAAAACAGAGCGAGGAUGCUUCACCAAGCUUUGCUCCGAGGAAUGGUUUUGAAAGGCCUCGAAGACAGCAUUUGCCAAGUAUUUGCUUAAUCUUGUCAAUCUGCUGGGAGGGUGCCGUUCCAUGAAGUCAUGAAGCUACAAACAGCUACAGGAAAGGGCUGAAGUCCACUCCCAUCCAUUCAUGGAGCUUCUUUUAAGAACACUCUUCCAGUAGAAGAGAAGAAACUCAAGAGUUAGCAUCAGAACAUAUCAUCUAGUUCAUCAACACGGGAUGACUGCGAACAAGCCAGCCAAGAUUCCAUUGCAGGUUACGAUAAAAGAAGACCCGAUCCUCAUCAUCGUGUGAGUGUCACCGAAAAUACAGGCCACGGCUAUCUACAUUUAUCUUCCUAAGUUGAUGGGAAUUUGGAGAAAGGGGAUACUGCAUACACUGAACCAGACAGGAUACAGGCAUUGUUACUGGUGUUCAGCCGCAUUAGCUUUGCGUUGGCUGAAGGAGAGGGAGUGGCUGUUUUGUUGGUCCAAAGUUGGUUGCCAAGAGUGAACGUGGUGAGGAUGCAUGCUUUUGUUCUGGCAUUAUUUGCUUUCAUGUCUGUCCAUGUUUUUGCCGGAUUGGACUUGAACAGGAAUAUGGCUUUUUAUGUGGUCGUUUGGCAAGCUUUAUUUUAGAGUACAUCAUGUGUUUUUGUAAUUGGGAUUUGUUAGAACUUAGAAUUUGAUGCAAAUGUUAUAGAAUACAGUGUUUUGGUCUGUAGCAAUAGUGAUGUGGGUUUUCACAUAAUUGGAUCAGUUACAUGAGAUACACUAGAACAACAUGAUGAUUUGUGAAAUCAAUGUAUUUUGAAUGUCAGGAGUUGGCGCUGGAUACACGAUUAGAACUAUUUAGAAGUUGGAAGUUAUAAUUCAUUUUUAAGCAUGCAUGGUUAAUAAUAAUAUUUAGUCAGUAUCGUUGAUGAAGUAGAGUGAAUGAUAUACUAAGGUGUCGAAAACACAGAAUCGACGUGUGAAUGUAUUAUUGACUGACUCCAUAUAGUGAUGGCAAUUUCAACACGCCCCGCGGGUAUUAUCCGAUCCGCAGUAGUGUAGGGCGGGGCAUGGGUAUCUACUUCCGACCCGCCCCGUUUUAGACUCAUUUUAUCUCAAUUUCUUACAAUAUCUAUACAUAUUUUUCCUAUUUUGAUUUUUCUUCAACUAGUUAGAGUCGAUCUUUCAACUCGUUAGGCUCAAUUAUCCAUUCUAUUAUCAAUAAUUUUCAUUCUUAAAGUGUUUUUCCAUACGUUUUAUUGUAAAAAGUAAAAUUUACUUGUAUUU